Panicum hallii is the source of this 1968-nucleotide messenger RNA. Its product is annotated as putative aminoacrylate hydrolase RutD. The record is from RefSeq and is a predicted model, not a curated record. The transcript has 11 exons. NCBI's taxonomy places the organism in Eukaryota, Viridiplantae, Streptophyta, Magnoliopsida, Poales, Poaceae. Gene Ontology annotation, molecular function: catalytic activity. Bases 345 to 1604 code for a protein of 419 amino acids.
AUUUUUCUUUUGGAGUCGAAUACCGCGUCGUCGUCUCUUCAAUUACAAAGACAGCUCCCGCUACCAUUCCUCCCGCUCCCGCCAAUCCACUCCACCUCCGUCUCCGUGUAGGCUUCGUCAAGAGAAGCUUUCCUCCGCCUCCGCCUCGUCCUGGAAUCCGUGAUUGGACCCGCCAAGGCGGCCUGACGGGUCGUCACAAAUACUAACAAUCUUGUCUCUGUCCCCCCCUCUGACUCGGAGCGCUUGGUUGAUGGUGAUCUCGGCGAAGUGAUCGAGGAGGCGAGCGAGAGCCCCCGCUGCUAUUCAUGUAAUCUUGUUGUUGUCGGGAGCGAGGAGGAAGGAGGAUGCCGUACUGCGUGGUGACCGCGGCGGCGGCGGACGUCGCCGGCGGCGCCCACGCGCAGGAGGAGGAGGUGCGGAUCUUCUACCAGCGGUACGGCCACGGCGCAACCAAGGUCCUCCUCAUCAUCGGUUUCGCGGGGACGUACGAGUCGUGGGGCCCGCAGGUGAAGGGCCUGAGCGGCGCCAUUGAGCCCGUCGACGAGGAGGCCCCGGCCGGCGACGACUCCGGCGCGGCGGAGGGCGUCGAGGUCUGCUGCUUCGAUAACCGCGGCAUGGGCCACAGUUCCGUGCUGGAGCAGAAAUCGCAGUACACGACGGCGAUCAUGGCGAAGGACGCGCUAGCGCUCAUGGAUCACCUGGGAUGGCGAAAAGCGCAUGUCUUCGGCCACUCCAUGGGGUCCAUGAUUGCUUCGAAACUGGCCGCAAUGGCGCCGGACCGGGUCGCGUCGCUGGCGCUGCUCAACACGACAGGAGGAGGCUACCAGUGCAUCCCAAAGUGUGCUGUUGCUUUCUGCAAUUCAUUCUCCGGCUUCUGGACUGCUUAUUAUCGGGUUGAAAAAAUCAAUCGAAACAUGGUCGAUUGGCACACGAUAUCUCUCGCCUGUCGUUUUCUACGGGCAAGAACUCCUGAGCAGAGAGCGAUUCUUGAUCUUGAAGUCCAUUAUACGAAGGAAUACCUUGAGGAAGCUGUUGGAUCAAGUACCAGAAGACAAAUGCUUUAUCACGAAUAUGUGAAAGGUUUGUCAUCUGGUGGUAUGCAAUCCAGACAUGGAUUUGAGGGGCAGUUGAAUGCUUGCUGGACACAUAAGCUCUCAACAAAAGAAUUAGACAGAAUUCGCUUAGCAGGUUUCUUUGUUCUAAUCAUUCAUGGCAGGGAUGAUGUUAUUGCUCAGUUGUAUUAUGCAAGGAGGCUUGCAGAAAAGCUCCAGCCUGCUGCCAAACUGGUUGAGCUACAUGGAGGCCACCUAGUGAGUCAUGAAAGACCAGCUGAGGUCAACAUGUCCCUCAUGGAGAUGAUAAAAGCAUCAAAAUCAAAUACAGACCUAGAGGAGUGGUCAAACCUUCCAAAGAAGUCCGACGCUGGUUCUCUCCGUAAGCGAGAUGGUGAUGGCGUGAAUUACCUCAUAGUUACAUACAACCUACUCGGGAAGCUCCAUCUUAUUCUGCUCUUCUUGUUUGGAGUGUUCCACCUUAUUCUUGAGCACGCGAGGAGGGCCCUAAGAGUUUUGAAGCCUGCCAGAGUUUCUGCUUCCACGCUAUAGAAACACCGUUUGAAUUGGGAUACUCCUUUUCUGUCCUAAAGCUGCUAUUGGGAAACUAGGAAUUGACAAGAAAAAUUAUCUUGCAGAGUAAAUAGCCAAUGAAAGAUUACGGUGGAAGUUCUUCGUUCUUUGGACAAGUGUGAAUUCAGAGAUAGUACUUCCGGCAAAAGUGCUGUUGCAGAGUCUUGAUGUGACAGACUGGUCCUCCAUGGAAUUGUUUUGUAACUUGCCCCCCUGGUUUUGUGAGUGAGAGGCAAGUCAUGGCAGUUGCGCAUAGUCUGGAUGUGAGGAUUUGUAUUGUAUUGUUGUUCAAUUCAACACAAAUGAAGUACACAUUUUUUAUCAUCAGAACGCUUUUCGCUUC